GGGAGGGAAGCGCGAAGCAGGCCCGGCCUCGCCCGCUCGUCCCGGGGGCGCCUUCGCCGCCGGUGCUGAGCCCCCUGCCCCCCCCGGCCAGGUACGUCCUCCGCACCCGAUGCGGCCGAGCGCCCCUCCUCUUCUCCCUCCCCCGCCAGGAUCAGAAAUCAACCCUCCGCCCCCCGGGAAGCACUUCAAAGGGCAGCUCUUUGGGUCGCCGCCCCUCUUGCUGCCCCCCGGGAAAGAGGAGCCCCUCCACGGAUCCUCAAAGGCAGCGCCUGCCCUCGUUUCUCUCUUGCCCCCCCCCCACUAUCCCACAAGGGAGGGACGGAGGUUCCUUUGGGGAGUCCCAUGCUAGAUUCCAGUGGGAAGGAGGCAGCGCCUUCCUCACUCUCGGCCCCCUGCACCCCAUCUUUGCAAGGCGUCCCUCUCCCCAUGGAAGCCCCUCUAGAUCGCAACAGACACCCCCUCUUGUUGCUGCCCCCCCCCAAAACUUGCAGCCAAGCUGUGCAACCCCAUGUUCUGUUUUGUUAAGCCCACCCCAGACCUCUGCACGGGUCCAGCUGGGAGGAGCCUGCCUGGCAAGGCCCCCUUUCCCACUCCCCAUUUGGCCUGGCUGCCCCCCCUUCUCACUGGCUCCCAUCCCCUUUGCUAACGGCUAAAUUUGAACCCAGAACCCAUUUUUUGCGUAUGCAUAGGACUCCCUGCAUCCCUAUAACUCUUCGUUCCUCCAAUCUGGAUUUUGAUUGGGGACUUGCUGCAAGGGUGGGGGGAGAUCAUGUAGGUAAGCAGGCACAGGCAGACAUGGAUCUCAGAGACCCGGGUUCAAGUCCCACCUCCAACACAGGCUCAUUGGGUCACCUUGCAGUGACAGAUGCUGCAGGAGUCCUGAGUGACUCCUGUUCCCCCCACAACAUCCAGAACAGAAGACCCCCUCAUUCUCCACCUCCGUGCAUAAUGCAAGGACCAGCCUGUACAUCCCACACCUGGGUGGACAUUCCCCAGCUGAGACACUGGGACAGGAACAUUGGGACAGGAAGUGUAUGUGAUUUGCACUUCCUGCUGGCUCUGCUUCUCCUAAUAUCAGAAAGGCUGAAGCUUUCAAGCCCCCGCCCCAGAACCCAGCUUGGCAGGCAGAGCACCCACCAGGUCCAGCCAGGGCAGAGGGAGCUCGAGAUCAGGAUGAGGGCCAUUUUGCAUGCUCCACCGUGUGUGCUGCAGCUCACUCUUGCCAUUGUCAAACCUGAUGCUGUGGCUCACCCCCUUUUCCUCAAGGCUGUGCACAAGAAGAUCCUGAACAACAGAUUCUUAAUCGUCAGGAGCAAGGAUCUGACAUGGAGCAGGCAGGAGAGCCAGCGGUUUUACAAGGAGCACUCAGGGCGCUUUUUCUACCAGAGGCUGGUGGAGUUCAUGUCCAGUGGCCCGAUGAGGGCCUACAUCCUGGCCCAUGAAGAAGCCAUCUCACUCUGGAGGUCUCUGAUGGGCCCCACCAAGGUGUUCCAUGCCCAGCACACAGACCCAGAGUCCAUCCGUGGGGCAUUUGGCCUCACCGACACUCGGAACACCGUGCAUGGCUCAGAUUCAGCAGCAUCAGCCAGCAGGGAAAUCGCCUUCUUCUUCCCAGAUUUCAGCGAAGAGGACUGGUACCGGAAUGAAGAGCCUCAGCUGCGUGGCAGGGCAGGUUGCUCUGACAUCAAGGCGAUUGUUCACGUGCCAAGAGAUGGCUGGACAGAGGCAGACUGAGAGACACAUGGAUCAGGACGGGUCAGAGUUCCAGAAAGGACGCGUGGAUGCUCACUUGAUGACGGGGGCACCUUUCUGUCCCCAAAGAGCAUCAGUGCUAAAUGCAUCACGGCAUGCUCAGGGAUAGCUGCGGUGUAUGUCUCCUCCCUGGAUAAGAACAGGCCUCAGCCAGACACGUUCAGCUGUACCCGACAGCCACUAAAACCAGUUUAUAGCUAGCCCAGGCUGGAUUAAGGUGUGCACAUUUGGGGAUCCAUCAGAAAUGCUCCGUUCCUUUUGGGCUUCAUAAUGCCUUUUUCUGUUUUUUCCCCUGCCAUUUCCACAGUCUGUGCCAGACAGUAUAUGCAUCCGUGCCCAUGUGCAAUCUUCACUGUGGCCAACGCCUUCCCAGGAGUGUUCAGAGGGUGGGGCAGGGUUUGCACGGUAAGGUGCAGCCAGUGUUUGAUUGCUCAUGGAAGAGGUGCUUUGGCUUAAGAUUGUCACAAGGUCAUGAUUCUGAGUAGCGAUAAACUUGCCUUCGAAUCCAAAAUA
Rhineura floridana is the source of this 2265-nucleotide messenger RNA. RefSeq names its product NME/NM23 nucleoside diphosphate kinase 6 (gene NME6). The transcript is spliced from 6 exons. Lineage: Eukaryota; Metazoa; Chordata; Lepidosauria; Squamata; Rhineuridae. Gene Ontology annotation, molecular function: nucleoside diphosphate kinase activity. Bases 682 to 1734 code for a protein of 350 amino acids. The record is from RefSeq and is a predicted model, not a curated record. Gene Ontology annotation, biological process: CTP biosynthetic process; GTP biosynthetic process; UTP biosynthetic process.